AUGCCUCAGCACAAACGCGGGCCUUGGAGCCAACAAGAGGACCAGCUCCUCCUCCACCUAGUUACUGUCCAUGGAGCCCACAACUGGGUCAGGAUAUCGACAGCCAUUCAAACUCGAUCCCCAAAGCAAUGCCGAGAGCGAUAUCACCAGAACCUCAAGCCCAACCUCAACCAUGACCCCAUCACUUCAGAGGAAGGUGUCAUGAUCGAGCAGAUGGUUGCCGAGAUGGGCAAGCGAUGGGCUGAGAUUGCCAGACGUCUGCGAGGACGCAGCGACAACGCAGUCAAGAAUUGGUGGAAUGGUGGCAUGAACCGGAGACGCCGCAACAACCAGCAACGCCGAGUCGAAUUCGAGACCCGUCCUCAACCACAGCAAGGCCACCCUCAGAUGCAUGCUAUGCAACACUCGAUGCUACAUCAGCAACCUCUCCCACCGGCAUUUCAACACCACCACCCAGUGAUGCCACAGCACUACUUUGCCCAGCAAAUGUACCCAACCCACGGCCACCCACACCACAUCCAAGUCCCACAGAACAUGGCUGCGUUCGGUCGUAUGAUGGACACACCUCUUCCAUCCCCAUCCGCCUUCUCCCAACUCUCAGCAGAAGGCGCCCCCUCGCUCAUCUCAGACUGCUCCUCCAUCUCUGCCCGAUCCCCACACACCGGCCCAUCUCCAAUCGAGCUCCCACCCCUCGCUGGCGCCCGUGACGAACGUCGCCGCUCCUCAGCCCCCAUGCUUCGCCUCGGAGUCCCAGGCUCCUUCGUUCAAGACACCGACUUCUCCACCAUGCAAAUGCACAACGGCUACGAAGACAUGGGCCACAUGCGGAAGACCGCCCCCAUGCUCCAGGAGCCCUUCAUGCCCCAACAACAGUCCCUACCGACCCCAACCGCGUAUCUCCCUUCGCAACCACGCCAGCCUUCGCCACUGCACCAGUCUCAUCAGAUCCCGCAGGGCUACGCCAUGCCCGUUCAGCAACAUCACCACCACCACCACCACCAGCAACAGCAACAGCAGUUGCACCGACGACACUCGGCGUACCCCAUGCCAUCCGCCGUGCCUUCCACCCCAGCCAACAUGCAACUCCCAAGCAUUUCCGGGCACGAGAAGCCCUCCAUCACCGUCGACCCGGGUCUCGCCACGCCGAUUCCUUCCGCUCCCACGCCGGAUGGCUCGCCGCGGGAUAAGAUGAGUCUUUCGAAUCUUACUCAUUAG
This is a messenger RNA of Zasmidium cellare ATCC 36951, 1215 nucleotides long. RefSeq lists its product as uncharacterized. Gene Ontology annotation, molecular function: RNA polymerase II cis-regulatory region sequence-specific DNA binding; DNA-binding transcription factor activity, RNA polymerase II-specific. The record is from RefSeq and is a predicted model, not a curated record. NCBI's taxonomy places the organism in Eukaryota, Fungi, Ascomycota, Dothideomycetes, Mycosphaerellales, Mycosphaerellaceae. The transcript has a single exon. The coding region runs from base 1 to 1215 and encodes 404 amino acids. Gene Ontology annotation, cellular component: nucleus. Gene Ontology annotation, biological process: mitotic cell cycle; positive regulation of transcription by RNA polymerase II.